Nicotiana attenuata is the source of this 1697-nucleotide messenger RNA. RefSeq lists its product as uncharacterized. The transcript has 4 exons. Bases 260 to 1435 code for a protein of 391 amino acids. NCBI's taxonomy places the organism in Eukaryota, Viridiplantae, Streptophyta, Magnoliopsida, Solanales, Solanaceae. The record is from RefSeq and is a predicted model, not a curated record.
AACCCCAAAAAGAUAAACGAUCCUUUUUGGGCUUUUUCUCCAAAUAAUUUGUACUUGUGUCCUAUGGUCCUCACCUUAAACCCUUGAAUUCCCUCUUCUUGUCCUUCUAAAACCCCAAACACACUUUGUUUUGCUCUCAUAUAAAGGUUGCUUCUUUACUUCUACUUUACACAUUUCGAUUCUCCAUUCGACCAUUACCAUCUUCUUCUCAGGACUUUCUGUUAAUACUUUUUGAAAUUCGUUCCGGAGAUCACCAAGCAUGGAUGAUGUCGACAUACAAUUGGAUGAAAUGGAAUUAGUUGCUGCUGCUGCUGGUUAUCACUAUUAUAAUUGUAUAACUAGGCAGCCUUCUCGUAGUUCAACUCCUAAAGGGUCUGGCUUCUUGAGCGAACUACUCAGUGCCAAUGAUGAUGUGUGUCGGGAAAUGUUAAGGAUGGAUAAACAUGUUUUUCACAAGCUAUGUAGCAUCCUUCGACAAAGAGGCAUGCUACGUGACACACCUGGCGUUAUGAUAGAGGAGCAAUUGGCAAUUUUCUUGAACAUUGUUGGCCACAACGAACGUAACAGGGUUAUACAAGAGCGUUAUCAGCACUCUGGUGAAACAAUAAGUAGGCAUUUUAAUAAUGUAUUGAGGGCAAUUAAGUCGUUAUCCCGCGAGUUCCUUCAACUUCCUCCAGUCAGCACUCCUCUCCAGAUCCUUGAAAGUAAUAGAUUCUACCCAUAUUUUGAGGAUUGCAUUGGUGUGAUCGAUAGCAUGCGAAUCCCUGCUCAUGUGCCAGCCAAGGAUCAAUCACGUUUUCGUAAUAAGAAGGGUAUUUUGACACAAAAUGUGUUGGCCGCUUGCACAUUUGAUCUCCAAUUUAUAUUUGUAUACCCUGGUUGGGAAGGCUCAGCUUCAGAUUCACGGGUUUUGAGAGCUGUCCUAGAUGAUCCCGAUCAGAACUUCCCUCCAAUUCCUGAAGGGAAAUAUUAUCUUGUUGAUACAGGUUAUGUUAAUAUGGAUGGAUUUAUUGCUCCAUUUCCAGGAAUUCGAUGUCAUCUUCAUGAAUAUCGGGGUGCUAAUCUAUUACCUAGAAGUGCAAAGGAGUUAUUUAACCACCGGCAUGCAUCACUCAGAAAUGCCAUUCAGAAAUCUAUUGAGGUGCUGAAAACGAGAUUUCCAAUUCUGAAACUUGCCCCUCAAUAUGCUUUUAACACACAAAGGGACAUUGUUAUAGCUGCAUGUGUUAUUCACAAUCACAUCCGGCGUGAGGAAAGGAGUGAUUGGUUGUUUAAAGACAUUGAAGGAACAUCAGUAGAAGAAUCGUCUGAUUUAGAUGACCAGCCUGAUCCACAAUUGGCUUUUCAAAUACAAGAACAAAGUGCCUCUGCCUUGAGAGAUUCCAUUACAGCAGCAAUGUGGAAUGACUUUAUCAAUAAAUGGGACGCAUGGUGAUAUUGCUUGGUUUUCAACUUAUUCUGAAGUUGAGGCCUUGGUUAUCCUGUGAAUAGCUUCAUGUGUUCAUGGAAAAAGAUAGAUUUGGUGCAUGCCAUAGUGAAAAGCAUUAAUUUUUUUGUUUUGCCAUAGUUAGUAGUAACACUAGCAAUACAUGAUUCAUCCUUCAAUUGUGAGAAUGAUCCUCUUUUCCUUUUUUCCUUUUUUUUGUGCCCGAAUUUGGAGGUGUUAUUUGCUUCUGCUGGUGCUUUUGUUUUGGGGU